AUGAAGGGCGCUCUUGAAGCGGCUUCCGGGUUUUUAGAGAUGCCCGAGGAAGCAAAAGAAGAAUUUGCAUUAGAUGACUUCACGAAGCAUGUGAGAUAUGACACGAGCUCAGGGAAUGGUACCGACAAGGCAAGAGCAUUCCUCAAACAUUAUGCUCAUCCUCUCAGUAAGUGGGUUCAGUUCUGGCUACUGGAACCACAAGGCUGCAGGGAAAAGAUGGGACAGUACGCGAUCGAAAGCAGAAGAUUAGCCAUCCAACUGCUGGAUGCCAUACUGGAAAGCCUGGGAUUGGGUCAUGGAUACCUGAAUGACAAACUUGAAGAAGGAAUCCAACUCAUAGCCAUGAACAGCUACUCAAAGUCAUCCCAGCUAGCUGAGAUGGUUGAAUUGGCUCCUCGUUCUGAUUAUGGUUUUUUAACCAUCUUGCUCCAGAAUUAUCAAGGCCUCCAGGUCAUGGAGAGCAAUGGCGAGGCCUGGAGCGCAGUCCCACAAGUUCCAGAGGCCCUACAUGUCCACAUUGGUGACUACCAAGAGGUGCUGAGCAAUGGCCUAUACAAAGGCGUGGUCUACAGGGUAGUUCUGAACGGUGAGAAGCAGAGGAUUUCGAUAGCCAGCAUCCAGAGUCUUUCCAUGGACGAAAAGGUCGAAGUUGCCAAAAAGUAG
Messenger RNA from Elaeis guineensis (African oil palm), 663 nucleotides. The record is from RefSeq and is a predicted model, not a curated record. Lineage: Eukaryota; Viridiplantae; Streptophyta; Magnoliopsida; Arecales; Arecaceae.